This is a messenger RNA of Camponotus floridanus (Florida carpenter ant), 3358 nucleotides long. RefSeq names its product organic cation transporter protein. Gene Ontology annotation, molecular function: transmembrane transporter activity. Gene Ontology annotation, cellular component: membrane. Gene Ontology annotation, biological process: transmembrane transport. Lineage: Eukaryota; Metazoa; Arthropoda; Insecta; Hymenoptera; Formicidae. Bases 503 to 2467 code for a protein of 654 amino acids. The record is from RefSeq and is a predicted model, not a curated record. The transcript has 8 exons.
AUCGUUCCAGUCGUUGUCUCUCGUCUCAGGAUUAACCCGCUUUUUUUUUCUUUUCCUCGGAUUAGCCUCGAUAUAUUCCUCCGAGCCUUCGUCGCGCGAUAUACUCUCAUCAUGUCCGCGGCCGCUUAAUUAAGACUGAUCAACCGACCGUUCAGCCGAUCAACCUUGCCGGUUCAAUUAUCGCGGCGAGCGCUCGAAGAAAUAAUAACGCGCAAGACGAUAACGAUUUGUUUCAUCACAUGCGGCGAUAGGGAACUUCAACAUGUUUUACGGGACGUAAGAGAUUUUUUGCGAGCGCUUCCCGUCAUCGUCGAGGAAAGUUGAGAGGAGCGCGCCUUUAAAUAAGUCGAGAUCGCGCGCGGUCGGGCAUCAUCUCGAUCUUGAAACUGCGGCGCAGCAUCCCUGAAGGCUGGAGUCGAGUCGUCGCAGCGGUCGCCGUGUGAAGAAAGUGUUGCCUCCUCUCUUCUCACGGGGAGCUUCGGAGAUCUCGACCGAAAGCGAGAUGCCACCGCAGGAGAAACUCCCCACGGCUGAUGGCAGAGUCCUCGGGGAUCUAUCCUCUAAGGACGCGAGUCCUGACGGACUGUCGGCCUCGGCCUCGUCCGAGGCCGGAUUUCCGAUGAAGAAUGGCCUCAAGAGCGGCGACCAGGAGGAUGAUCCGGAGCGGCCCAAGGAUAUAGACUUCGAUGACCUGUUGCCGCACAUCGGCGAAUUCGGUACCUAUCAGAGGAUCCUGUUCGUGCUGAUGAUACCGUUCGCCUUCUUCGUCGCCUGGGUGUACUUCUCGCAGAUAUUUAUCACGCUUGUGCCGGAGGAACACUGGUGCCGCGUACCCGAGUUGGAGAAUCUCACUGUCGAAGAGAGGAUUGCAUUGGCGAUACCUGUCGACGAGAAUGGUCAUUCCAAGUGCACCAUGUACGAUGUAAAUUAUACAGAAAUAAUUUUAAACGGGAUCAGAGAUGCAGAUCCAAGCUGGCCGACGAAGGGUUGUUCGCAUGGUUGGGAGUUCAAUUUCACCGACAUACCUUACGAAACCGUGGCAACUGAGCUAGGAUGGGUGUGCGAGCAGAGCGCGUUGCCCACGACCGCCCAGAGCGUCUUCUUCGUCGGCGCGAUCUUCGGCGGCCUUUUGUUCGGAUGGAUCGCUGACAGAUACGGUAGAAUACCGGCGUUGGUCGGUGCCAAUAUCACCGGAUUUCUAGCAGGAGUCGCGACUGUGCUGGCCAACAGUUUCUGGGAGUUUGCGCUGUGCCGGUUCUUCGUCGGCUUCGCCUUCGAUAAUUGCUUCACCAUGAUGUACAUAUUAGUGUUGGAAUAUGUAGGACCAAAAUGGCGUACCUUUGUGGCGAACAUGUCGAUAGCUCUCUUCUUCACGUUCGCCGCCUGCGUCUUACCGUGGAUCGCAUAUUUUCUGGCCGACUGGAGGAUGACCUGCAUCGCCAUAUCCGUUCCUCUGGUUCUGGCAGUAGCGGCUCCUUGGUUGGUGCCUGAGAGCGCGAGGUGGCUUGUCAGCCAAGGUCAAGUGGAGAAAGCCAUCAAGAUCCUGGGUAAAUUCGAACGCAUGAACGGCACGAAAGUGCCCGACAACGUCUAUCAACAAUUCCGCGAAACUUGCGCCAGAGUGUGCAAGGAACAGGAAGCGGACAAAACUUAUUCUGUAGUGGAUUUAUUUAGGAGCCCACGCUUGCGAAACAUUACGAUCCUCCUCAUUCUCAUCUGGAUGGCGAUAUCGCUGGUAUUCGAUGGUCACGUUAGAAACGUAAAUAAUCUCGGACUAGAUGUCUUCAUGACAUUUACCAUCGCGGCAUUUACCGAACUACCCGCCGAUACGUUCCUUACCCUCGUUUUGGAUCGAUGGGGUAGGCGAUGGUUGGCCUGCGGUACUAUGGUAAUUUCCGGAAUUUUCAGCAUUUGGGCGAGUGCGGUUUCAAACAAUAUUUAUUCGGCCACCCUAGCGAUUGUUGGCCGAUUCUGGGUCAACAUCUCGUAUAAUAUCGGUCUUCAAUAUGCGGCUGAAGUGUUGCCAACAGUUGUAAGGGCACAAGGGGUUGCCUUGAUUCAUAUAAUGGGAUAUGUCGCUAGUAUCCUCGCACCCUUUGUCGUUUACUUGGACAUUGUCUCUUCCAUUCUUCCAUUAUUGGUUCUGGGCACUAUGGGAAUCCUGGGCGGUCUCCUGACACUCCUGUUACCGGAGACGCUGGAUAAAGAUUUGCCGCAAACCUUGCAGGAUGGCGAGGAUUUCGGAAAAGAUCAAAAGUUGUGGGAUAUGCCGUGUCUCUCGAAGAAAAAGCCUGCAGACGUCGAAGUGCCACCGGUGGCCAUCUUCCGAUCAUUCGAACGCAGCAGUCUACGAAGUUCGAUGAGAGCGUCCACCCGCGGAGAAACCUUGAGGAGCAGCAUGAUACAAAGAUCGAGUAUAAGAUCGCGGAAGAGCGUAAACGCGGCCACGGAAGCGGAAAACAAAUGAAUGUUCCAAGGCGCUGUUUUUUUUAUAUAUUCUUCCUUUCUACUGUCGUUCCUUCCUUCAUCAUGUGAUAUAUCGGAGCUACUAAAAUCAAAUUAUAUUUGAGGCGCACAUUCGUAUACUAUAAACCUGCAACGGUAUAGCUUUAAAUCGGCAAAAAAUAGAGUAUUGCUUUCUUCUAGCGUACUCUUAUUUAAUAAGAGGAAAGAUGGGGGCAGAAUUAUGCGAUUAGUAUGUAUUAGCGGAAGUAGAAAGAAGUAGAAGUGUCAAUUAGAACUUGGUUGAAUUAAGUUCUAAUCGAUCAUUUUACAUAUAUUCCUACUGUGAUUUUACAUCAUAGAAUCUUUUCAAUCUUCCUCACUAUAUUUUUAAUCUUAUAUAUGUGACAUAUCUCUGAAAUUUAAUUCAAAUUUCGAGAAAGUAGAUAGGGAUUUUACGGGCAGCUAUGUAAGCAGUAUUAACGUAAUUUACAAUUUUUUAUUGCAAUAAAUAAAUUUCUUCCACAUAGUUGUAUUUAGUAAUAGGAAGAAACUGAGUAAAGUUGAAAAACACGCGAAUCAUACGCUUCUUCCUUCGAGGAGAAAAGAUUUUUCAAAUUGCGUCGUUCCAAUCUCGAGGAAUCUAACCGCAUUGAAAAAUAGAUGAGAGACAGAUGAAAGGCAAAUACUCGAGAUAAUGUAACAUUUCUUCUAUGCAUUUUACAUGUUGCCGCGCGUGCAUCAUCUAUUGCUCAUAUACAAUACGAUAUUAUAAUGCAAAUCAAAUUUUUUUCGAGCUAUUUCAAAUGUUGCGAUGUGCUGAAUAUGAAUGAAGAUUUUGCACUGCGAAUGACAAAUUGUCGAGCAACAACUUUGUUGUGAUAAAAUGCGAUGUCGACACUUUUGCUUGUCAUCA